CUGUGAGCGAGCGUGGAUCCGAAAUUGGUAGUAGUUAUUCCCAAUCUAAAGAGUUUUAUUAAAACCAAUCUAUUUAUUGAUUUUUCAGUUACUACUAAGUACUAGUAACAAGUUUGAUACGCAUAAAGUCGGGGGAGUGGGAUCUAAAAGCUUGGCGUUCCCGCCAUUCAAUCGAAAGUUUUCCAUAUAAAAGCACUACUCCCCAAACUUGUCUAUCAUCUAUUCAUCUUCGCUCCAAAUCGUUCUCACUUGUUACUCAUCUCAUGAAUAUAUAUAUUCGCCAUUCAUUGCUAGGGUUCCGCGCCACCAUAGCCAGACUCGCUUCAACAUCUUUUAACUAUCAUUAUGCCGGCGCCUAACACAGUUCCUAUAUCAGUAACGCAUAGUGCCAGUCUGCCAUACUUCCAUAUCUUGUUAUUUAAAGAACGGGAAGGUAAACUGACUGAGGAUUUCCAGUUGAUAUUGCAGAUAUUCUAAACUUCUGGAGAAGUAGUCCCUCGAUCAUGUGAUUAUUUAGUUGUGAUCUGUUACUUAAGCUGGAUUUAUUGCUGUUAGUAGUCACACUAACUGUUUCUAAAUUGUGCAGGGACAAAGAUCAUGGUCACAACUCACAAAUUAUUAUCUGAUGGGACAGAUAGGGCCCAUGAUAUGGCCUAGGGACUCUUAUUUGCUGUCUGCACCUGUAUCUGAUGCCAUCUUUACAAAGUAGAGUGAUUUUACAGCCAACUGUCUAUUCUAGUGCAAAUCCACGAGAGCUUCCUAGCUCAAGGUCAUAUGCAACAGUGUUGAGUUUCUACAACAGUAUGACCUUAAAGCCAAUGUAUAACAUGGUCAUCAAGUGGGCAGCCGCUAAGGAGAUAGAACACGGCAACGCAAUCCGCUAAGUGGUCUUUCCACCUGUUCGUGAAAACACUGUUUACAAGAAAGGCAACUUAUGUGUACGUCCACUGGCUGUUCUUGUUCUGUGUGUGCUGUGAGAAAAGAAAAUGUCUGCUUUGGCUGGUGCUUCUGUAAAUGAGUGGGAGGAACGCAACCAAAGACUUGUUGAAGCUGGGAAUGAGCUGCUUCAGCAUCCCACAUCUUCUAAAGAGGAGCUUCUGGAAAAACUUGAUAAUUUAGAGCAUCUUCUGUUAAGGGUGGCGCAAGUUCCCCCUGCAUCGGCUCUAGAUGCUAUUCGACCUGCAAUGGAAGCACUAGUUGCAGAUGGACUUCUACGGCAUCCUGACUUAGAAGUGAAGGUGUCAGUUGCAUCUUGCAUCAGUGAGAUCAUGAGAAUUACAGCUCCAGAGCAACCAUAUGAUGAUAGCAGAAUUAAGGACUUUUUUGAGCUUGCAGUGUUGGCGUUUGGGAAAUUGUCUUGCUUGGAUGGUCGGUGUUAUUCAAAGGCUGUUUCAAUUAUUGGAGUUCUUGCGAAGUACCGAACGUGCGUGCUAAUGUGGGAUCUCGAGUUAGAUGCCUUGGUUGUUCAGAUGUUUCAACAGUUUCUGAAUAGUAUAAGGCCGGACCACCCUGAUCAUGUAUUCAUGAACAUCGCGGAAAUAAUGAGCAUGAUAAUAAAAGAGAGUAUUGAAGGAAUUCCAAUUCAGCUUCUGAACAUCCUCAUAAGUAGUGUUAACAAGGAAAACCAGAAUGUUUCACCUCGUUCCUAUCUGCUGGGAGAGAGAGUUCUUCAAGAAAGUGCUGUCAAACUUCAUCCAUAUCUUCCAGCAGCAGUGAGGUCCCUCCGCAUUUCCACUAACAACUAUUCGGAAGUUCUUGAAUUAAUAAUGAGAGAGAAUGCUAUAAUGUUUCUUCCAAAAUCUGGGCAGGAAGAAAGUGAUCAAUUUGUGAAUGGAGCAUCAAAAUCACAGGUGGAAAAUGGUCCUGAAGAGCUUUGUCAUAAAGUUGCUGGCUUUGACGAUGUUAGGCCACCCACGGAAGAAACUUCCAUGCUUCCAGACACUGAUUUUAAAGUUGCUGCAUCAAAUGGCUCUGUUGUAAUUUCUGUGCGAUCUGUGGACGAUUCCUUUAAGACGCUGGUCAAUAAUGACUCUGAAAAGCUUUCCCACAAUGCUAGUUAUGGUGGCAAAGUUUGUCCACCCUUACCUGGAUCUUCCAAGACGCCCACAAAUGAUGACCCUAGUGAGCUUGCACCACAUUCUGCACCUGAGAGAGUUGCUUCAUUCUUAGAUCAACCAUCUCACUUGCCAGGGAAAGAUGAUCCCGAGCAUAAGGUCGAUGACGUCGUUCUAGAGACGGAUACAACUUUAAAAGAAUCAGAACACGGAGAUGCAAUGAAGCAGCAGAAAAGUAAAGAAUCAAGGAAGUCUUCCCCACCUGAAAACUUGGGUUUGAUCAAGGCAGCCACAAAAGAACUAGAUCUGGAAGCUACUCAAGCUUCAAAGAAAAGAGGUUGGAAACCUAAUUUUUUUAAUAAACCAGAGGAAGGAUAUGAACAUGCCUGGUUAAGUGGAGAAAGGAGAUCAAAAGGCCGUAUUCGCUUGAAGGGUUGUUGGAAAAAUACUAAAAAGAGAAGUAGCUGUUCACCUAAAUGUGCAAUCUCCACUGGAUUGUAUUCUUCAUGUGGUGAGGAGAAGACUCCAAUAAUGACUAAUAUAAAGAGACGCCAAAAGGAGAAAAAUGACAAAAUAGGUCAGAAUGAUGGUGCACAAUUUUCAUCAAUUUCAGCAAGAGAUUCACCAGGAGCUAUAACCAAGAAAAAAGUCUCGCAACCUACAUUGGUUGCUUCAGAAGAAUUUGGUGUCUUUGAGGCAUUAGAAAAGAAACAUGAAAAAGACGAAAAGAAAAAUGUACCUGCCAGCUACCAUGAUAAAAGAUGGCGGUCAUCAGUACCGGAAUCUGGAGCUGAGGCAUUGGGGUCUGUCUUCUCAAUCACCAAAGAAAGCAACUUUGCCAAAACCUCUAAAGAACAACGUAAAAGGAAGAACUCGCCAGAGGCCAAAGAAAGCAACUUCCCCAAAACCUCUGAAGAACAACGUAAAAGGAAGAGCUCGCUAUCACAAGAAGAGGCAUUGGGUUCUGUUUCAAUCACCAAGAAAAGCAACUUCUUCAAAACGUCUAAAAAACAACGUAAAAGGAAGAAAUCCCUAUCACAAGAGGAGGCAUUGGGUUCUCUCUCAAUCACCAAGCAAAGCAACUUCCCCAAUAUCUCUAAAGAACAACGUAAAAGGAACAACUCGCUUUCACAAAAAGAGGAUUCUGUGGAUAAGGUUGUCAGCGAGCAUGGCAAGGAGCUGGUUGGCUGCAGAGUAAGGGUUUGGUGGCCACUUGAUCAAGCGUUCUAUGGAGGACGUAUCACUUUGUUUGACCAUUCAAAGAAGAAGCACAUGGUGAUCUAUGAAGAUGGUGAACAAGAAAUGCUAAACCUUACAAAUGAACGCUGGGAACUAGUUGAAGAUGACAAUGCAUCAGUUCCUAGCCACAAGAUUGUUCCUGAUCCAAGUGAUUUGUCUGACAGGUAAGCUUCAUUCACCUCACUUCUCAUUCAUGGCAAGUCAUUUGAUGAUUUAGAAUGCUGCUUGUAAAGUUGACAUGAUCAACAAUUUUGUUGUUUCUAGAUUAUGAAUGUGAGAAUGAAAACUGAGGGUGCAACUUUUACAGUUGGCAUCUCAUCGGUUACAAUUCUGUCUGAUUGAGAGUGAAAUAUUAGCAUCAGAAGUAAAACUUAGAUCGUUGUGACAUGCUGGAUAGCUAUAGAUGCUAGAGCAAACCACCUUCAUUUAGCUUUUCCCAUGUGGAGUUACUCUUGCGCCCUUUAAUUUUCUUUCGGUGCAUCAAAUCUAAAUUCAAUAAUCCAAUUUUAAUUUUGUUCUCUCACAUACACAUGCAUAUACCUGCAAGUCUCUGACUGAAAAUGUCACCUUUUUUUUUUUUUUUUUUUUUUUUUUCCUUUCUUCCCUUUUUUUCCUUUGGCAAAACUUCUCGAUAGAUUAGGUGACCAAACUUUAUACAUUUGCAUUUCCUAUUUCACUAGUUUGCUUCUUUUGCCGCGUUGUUUGGUGUCCUCAUUUUCAGAUCAGCUACCCUUACACAUCUGUCUUCCCCUUUAGUUGGAAGUUUAUGUUAUAAGCAUUUAAUAUGAUAUGUUAAAUGCAUGCAUCAGAA
Lycium ferocissimum is the source of this 4104-nucleotide messenger RNA. Its product is annotated as sister chromatid cohesion protein PDS5 homolog A-like. NCBI's taxonomy places the organism in Eukaryota, Viridiplantae, Streptophyta, Magnoliopsida, Solanales, Solanaceae. Gene Ontology annotation, cellular component: nucleus; chromatin. Gene Ontology annotation, biological process: mitotic sister chromatid cohesion; DNA repair. Bases 987 to 3461 code for a protein of 824 amino acids. The record is from RefSeq and is a predicted model, not a curated record. The transcript has 16 exons.